Molecule: messenger RNA, 4601 nt
Organism: Heterotrigona itama
Lineage: Eukaryota; Metazoa; Arthropoda; Insecta; Hymenoptera; Apidae
Source: the annotation of a GenBank genome assembly
UGUUGCAGAAUGCACGUUCGGCAAGCAGAUACGGGAACUGGGCUCCACCUGGUUCGCGGAUUUAGGCCCGCCCUUUGGAGUCAUGUACUGCAUCAAAUGCGAAUGCAUUCCGGUGCAAAAGAAACGGCGAAUCGUCGCGAGGGUUCAUUGUCGUAACAUCAAAAACGAAUGUCCGGAACUCACGUGUAAAGAGCCAGUUCUUCUUCCAGGCCGAUGCUGCAAAUCUUGCCCGGGAGAUUUCAAUUUUGGGACACUUUUAACCGGUAAAACAUCUCAGGUACUACGUCGCGAUGAACCCAACCCGACCUCGAUGUACAACAGUGCCUACAACUAUUUGGCUACAGGGCGUUUCACAUUUCACCGGAAAAAUCUCUAUUAUUCGUUUUAUUUGUCAACGUUCACUCCUCGCCCGAGGAGUAUACAGUUUAUCGACGGAUCAGGAAGCAUUCUGGAGGAACAGACGAUCGAUCCAAUCGGCGGAGUGUAUCAAAAUGCAACGGGGAAGCUGUGUGGAGUAUGGAGAAGGGUUCCCCGAGAUUAUCGGAAACUGUUGCGCGAGGAGCGUUUGCACGUGUCCUUUAUAUGGGAGCCAUCGGCCACCUUGACUGGACAAUUGUCCCGUUAUCGUACUUUAUCCACGGAGCAAUACACCUCUUUGUUGGAGCCCACAAUGGGCGUGGAUCGCUCGUUGAUGUCAGGUGCAGGAGCCACCGCCAUAGUUUCAGCGUCCUCAGCGUCAGCACCAUCUAUCCACGUGUCAUUGGUGUUCAAUGGCGUUUUCCUGCCCAAUGAUGUCUCCGAAGUACCGUUAAUAGUCCAAUUAGAACAUGUGGAAAAGGAUUACGUGGUUCUGCGAGAAGAGAUCAUUGUGAAGAAGCCCUCGAACGAGUUGAACUUCGGGGAAGUCCGGAGUGCCUUGUCCGGGGCGGAUCUCCGUUUGUUGACACGAGGGAAACUGUCGAUUAGCAUAAUGUCGAGAAAGGAUCCUCAGGCGCUUCGAUUAGCCGGAAUAGUGGGCCCACGUGCAAACUGCGAGAUGUAUCAGACUUUACUGCUUUCAGAGACACCCUCGGCAGCUUCUGGACUAGCUUGGGCGUUCUUGGACCGUGCUGGUUCAUUGCGUUACGGUGUUCAACUAAUAGGUCUGGAGAAAGAAAGUCCUUUAGUGACUUUGGUGGACGAAGGUGGUAAACGUCGCACUGAGUUGGAAGACCUGACACCUUAUCUUUCCGAGGGCGUAGCUAAUGACUCGUUGAAGCAUCCAGGGCCACGUUUCCUCGAACCUCUGUUCAAUGGAGAACUUGCAGUUGUUGCUGCCUCGCACGUUGGAUCCAUGUUGCGUGGCCGACUGUUACAAAGACCUGUGGCCGAUGCCAGGGACACUGCUGCUCCUGUUUUGCUCAGAAGACUGUCCCAGGAACCUGUACACCCUGGUCCAGUUGGUCUGGUCUGGACAGCCGUUGAUCUAGACUGUUCCUUGCAUUACGAACUUGAAAUUGCUGGCUUUUCUCAAACGUCUUCCACGAACAACCACGAACCACGCACCUUCCGACUUUAUCUGGAAACGAUGCCCUUAGUAGUUCAAGGAGCACCUGUUGCUAGGAGAUUAUUGGAAGAGUUCACUGGAUAUAUUUUGGAAGGUUCCGUCACCGGACUAUCACCAAUGGAACUAUACAGAAUUGAAUCUGGCAUUGGUUUUCUCGAGGUGACCGACAAACAGGCCGAAAGGAUUCUGAAAGCUCCGUUCAAGGCCAGGGCGCCUCUCAAUUGUCUUCCUCAUUAUGCGGAUAACGACGUUGCCUCGGUCGUCGCCUAUAAUCUUCAGCCACCUAAGUCAGAUAUUGAAACUGGAGCGUGUUUCCACGAGACAAGGUUCUACGAAGAGGGUACUCAGUGGACGUCCAGCACGGAUCCGUGCUACAUGUGUCAUUGUUACCGUGGACUGCCACAGUGCGAUCCAAUACCCUGUCCAGUUCUCACCUGCGCCGAGGGCAAGCAAUUGAAGCCCCCUCCUGGUCACUGCUGUCCUCUUUGUUCAACUCCAGGAAUUAACAUGAACGCAACUGGAAAGAAUAUCAGCACGGUGACAAGAAGUUGCACACUGGCUGGCCAGUUCCAUUUACCGGGAGCAUCGUGGCAUCCAUAUUUGCCCCCAAUGGGAUUUGAUACUUGCACAGUUUGCACGUGUGACCAUGUCACGCUAGAGGUGAAAUGCCCGCGGGUACAGUGCCCGCCAUUGGACUGCGAUGAGAAGUUCGCCUUUAGAUCCGGUAAGAAGGCAUGUUGCAGACAAUGUCCGGCGACGACGCCUAGCCCGGCGAUCGCGGGCGAUACAACGCGUUUGCCGCGGGAUCAGGCGGCGCUAUCCACCAAACGCACCGCCGAGGAAAUACUGGCUUCCGGCGGCUGCAAGUACCCUCUCGGUGGUCCGUACGAGAACGGUAUGGAAUGGCAUCCACGAAUUCACUCGCACGGGGAAAUUAAGUGCGUCAAGUGCAGAUGCAAGAACGGCGAGGUCAGGUGUGACAGGAAACGAUGUCCACGGACGCUGUGCAACACAAUUGCCCACCAAAUGAAACGUGGUGAAUACGUGGUGGACAGCGACGACUGUUGCACGGUCCAGUGUCGUCGGGCGAGGCGUCAUCAUCGGAACAAUCAUCAUUCGGCUCGGCAUUCCGUGACGCCGCGCGAGCUUAGCUGAGUAGUUCCAGUUGCUGCUGCCGAGCUUCUUCUUCCUUUCAGACAAUACGUCUCGGUCCACGGUAAUGUUUCUGGACCUUGUUUCUCUCUAGUAAUCAUCAAUUGGCCAUGCCGUAGCCGUCGUUAUCGUCGACUACAUUUCGACUUCGUUCUAAAGCAACCAGGAAGCUGCGAGAAUGUAACGGGAGUGAAAUCUCUGAUGUCGCAGAGAUAUGUAUAUGUUCGAAUGACGAAGCACGCAUCAAGGGAAUUCAAACAGAUGGUUUCUACAAUCUGCCAGAGCAUCAUCGAUUGAAUUAGAUUAUUCAGAAAUAAAUACCGUUUGAAAUAUAUCGACGCCGCGGCGAAAUGAUGUCGAAUAAUAUGUGGACAGAAUUAUAUUAUUGGGCAAGCGAGACUAUUCAAUUCACGACGAGUGAAGACGAGAUUAAACCAGGCCAUCUGGGUGAAACAAAAGAAGCACAGAGAUACUUCGACUUUGUCAUUGAAUGAUCAUCCGAAAGAAAUAUUCUGAGAGAGAAAAAGAAGAAGAAUCUCUGAAGAAACGAUUGAUGCUUGCUUCGAAUUCGAGAACGAUAAAUAGCAGCCGGAAGAUAGUGAUCAAUAACACAGAAAGAUUCGCUGCUAGGAUGAUCGGUAGUCGCAACAGGAAGGUAGUCAUCAUCAUCAUAAUAACGCCAAGCAUGGCAAAAGAGGAAGAAACGUGGAUCGUUCUCAUCAGACACUAUUCUUACAUUCUCGUUGCUUGCUUGGAGUCAUUCGCUAUGGAGUCCCUUGUAGCACCCACAACCAGACAUUUAUUAAUCAAUUGGCUCUCAUCAACGGAUCAACGGACCGGAAGCCAAUUUUCUCUUUAUAUUCGAGUGAUGCAUACAUAUGCAACGUAUGCAUCUACAUUCGUAUAUAUAUAUAUGUACAUAUGUGUAUGUAUUCAAUAGCUAUAUCGGGGACAGAAACUAGAAGAAGCGAAACAAAGAGAUGAAGAUGAAAAAAGAGACGAACCGGGAAAGAGUUUAUUAUUAUUUAUCUCUUUUUUUGGAUUUCAACUUCAAGUUCCAUCCCUUUUCCAUUUUCCGUCUUCCAUAAAUUUCUCGCCAUUUAGUUUCUCUAUUAAUUCUGACACGUCCUUUCAAAGUGAAUAACACUUUGACUUGAUGUGAUUUUUCCUCCAACUUCUUCUUAAUGCUAUAUUUUCAAUCUUCUAUGACUACGUUCUCUAAUUCUGUAUUUCUUUAAUAUAUAAUUCAUCAAAUUAACAUUCUUAAUCUUUCGUUUGCGUUCUCUUUGCACUUUUGAGCUUAGGAUGUCCUUUCUCUAAUGUUUUAGGUUUUUUUCACCUCUAACCUGAUCCGACCUUUGACAGGAUGCGAGCUCGUUUCCGGUCUGCUGCUUUGACUUCUCGAGAGAGUUAUUUUUAUUAUUAUUUUUAUAAUCAAGCAUUCGAAAAGUCCUCGCUUCGCUAGGUCCAAUUUUUCUUUUCUUAAAAAGGAAGUUGACUUCUGGGGAAAGUUGAAUGUCGUGGCGGUAAUAUAGAGCCCUACCGUACCCACCAAUCUCACCAAGUUACCCAACAACCAAAGAAGACUGAAGAACCUCCGAUGGUGGCAUCAGUUAUCAUUUUAGCGCGCAAACACGCUAAGGUUUAUAUCACACUCUAAUAACUCCAUUCAACUUAUUACUACUGUAAUAUUAUUAUUAAUAUUAACAUCUAUAUUAACGUCGUUAAUAUUAUGGAUCAUUAUUCAUAUUUCGUAUCACUAUUGUAUCACUGUUCAUCUUCAUCGUUUCGAAUUCAUUAAGUUCAUCAUCAUUGAAGAUUUGUCUUUGUUACAACUGUCAUCAUUAUCAUUAUUAUAAUUAUAAUAAUAAUUAUUAUUAUCAUCAUUAUCAUCAUCAUCGUC